GUGGCGCUAUUGAGACUCUCGCGCAGCGCUGUUCUUAACAGAAGAAGUGGACACAACGAAGAAAAAAGCACGAAAACUGGAAUCAAUGAACACAACAACGGGAUAUAUAUAUUUGAAUGAUGUGACCACUGAUGGAAAUGCCACUGUGAGUGAAGAUGUCAAUAGCAGCAAAGCGAUGUGGAGUGAAGUUCAUUCCACCUUCAAUCAUCCUCAUAUAUGAGGAUAAGAACACGGGCAAGAUGCGAAAGAGAAUCAUACCUGUGAGGAACUUCUCUCAGUACUCAGACUGUAGUCGGGCAGCAGAGCGACUGAAGCAUCAUGUUCGUCACAGUGUUUACCUGGAAUCUGUCCCUUUGGCUCAACUGGAAAGACUCCAUCUUAUACUCCGUGAUCACUUGAGGGGCCUCAGUUUGGAGGAGAGUCUAGCAGCCCAGCGGGGCCCCGACCCCAAUGAUGAGGACCUCAAUAAACUGAGCGAUGAAGAGUUAAACCGCAGGAAAGCCCAGAUGGAGGAGCUUUUCGAACGGAACCGUCGACACAAAGAUGAUCCAGACUUUGUGUAUGAUCUAGAGGUUGAGUUUCCUGAGAAUAGUGUACGAGAGACAUGUAGCUGGGAUGAAGACAAGUCCGAUGAUGAGUUUUAGAAGAUCAAGGACACUGGAACUAAUUUAAAACUGCUUCUAAAUUAAAAUCACAUUUAAUUAUUGGAAAACUGUUGCAUUAUGGGAGUUACGUUACAGUCUGUGAUGGUGAAUAUACCUCUAUACAUUGCUGUAUGGUAACAUUUAUUUUCCUAUGGUACAGAUUGUUCUGGGGCCACUUCAUUGUGAAAGUGUUUAAUCCACUAUAGUACACAUUAUUUUCUAACAAUAUGAAUAUCUUUAAAAUAUACAAAUAAAAAUAUAUACUGUA
Messenger RNA from Myxocyprinus asiaticus (Chinese sucker), 912 nucleotides. RefSeq names its product centrosomal protein 19 (gene cep19). Gene Ontology annotation, biological process: trans-Golgi to periciliary membrane compartment transport; microtubule anchoring at centrosome. The record is from RefSeq and is a predicted model, not a curated record. Gene Ontology annotation, cellular component: spindle pole; centrosome; ciliary basal body. Bases 156 to 644 code for a protein of 162 amino acids. The transcript is spliced from 3 exons. Lineage: Eukaryota; Metazoa; Chordata; Actinopteri; Cypriniformes; Catostomidae.